Molecule: messenger RNA, 477 nt
Organism: Pocillopora meandrina
Lineage: Eukaryota; Metazoa; Cnidaria; Anthozoa; Scleractinia; Pocilloporidae
Source: the annotation of a GenBank genome assembly
AUGGGGCUGUGCAGAAACUUUGCCGAACUUAAUUUUGAUCCUGAACAGGAUUUUGGUUUGAAGUCAGCCAAAGUGAGUUUGCACAUACUAGUGAUGUUUGUACUGGAGCUGACCGUUAGUACGAGGACCAUGAAGAUGACAGAACAUCCAUUAAGGGAAGUAGUGGUGAUGAUUCAGUACUGCUUGAUAGUGAUUAUGAAGAAGGUGUUGACGGUGAUGAUGAGACAGAACGUAAAUAAAUUCGUACAGGAAAGCAUUCUUCACUUGAUGGAAAUGAAGCAGAAAAUAGGAUGUUCCAUGAAUCAUUUUGAAGAGCUCCUAAAAUGGGGUAGAGACUUGCAUAAAAGUGGAAACAUCAAUGCUGCAAUUCACUGGCCAAAAAAGUGGGAUGAGGUGCAAUCAUUGCUUAAGGAACUGGGCAUUUCUGAGCCAAACCAUCUUUGGAUUUGUUUUAGCAAAGACCUUCCUUGUCAUCAU